AUGUUUGGCAUCAAGGACGAUUCGGUUUUCACCGCAUUCGAGGAUCAAGAGCUGGUCGACCCAUCUCCUCGAAAGACAAUGGACCGACGAACCGUCUGUCUGUCACGCGAGCUCCAGAUACCAAAGAUUUACAGAGCACCCGAGGUCAUCAUCGAAGCGCCGUGGUCGUAUCAGAUCGAUAUAUGGAACACGGGUUGCAUGAUCUGGUAUCUAUUCCAAGGUGGCCACCUGUUUACAGGACACGACCCAGAGCAUCAGACGUACCGCAGCACAUCGCUCGAGGAGAGAGAGGUCGGCCUGGAAGGCGAGAGUCGAGAGAGGUUCCUCGCCAUGAUACGGAAGAUGCUCCAUUGGGUUGCUUCGAAGCGGUCCUCGGCGAAGGCGCUGGCCGACGAGGAAUGGAUCUUGGAGAAUAUGUAG
Verticillium nonalfalfae is the source of this 420-nucleotide messenger RNA. RefSeq lists its product as uncharacterized. The transcript is spliced from 2 exons. Gene Ontology annotation, molecular function: protein kinase activity; ATP binding. Gene Ontology annotation, biological process: protein phosphorylation. Lineage: Eukaryota; Fungi; Ascomycota; Sordariomycetes; Glomerellales; Plectosphaerellaceae. The coding region runs from base 1 to 420 and encodes 139 amino acids. The record is from RefSeq and is a predicted model, not a curated record.